ACAAGGACGAUGAAGUGCAGUUCGACAAAGAUACAUUAUGUCCGACUUGGGGAAGUGUUGGUUACUGCAAUGAAAGCGAAGAAGUGAAAAAAAAAUGUAAACACAGUUGUGAUGUAUACCAAGAUAGAAAAGGAGAAGGACUUAACCCUGACUAUGAAAACGCAUUUUAUCACUACCCAUUCUAUAUAUACUAUCCUUAUACCACCCUUAAAAAACCCCUUCCUACAGUUCCCGCCACCGAACACCCGCCUUCGGAGAAGCCAGUCAUACCCACCCUCCCACCAAAAUAUUCAACCGUACCCCCAACCCCUGCUAUUACCACUCCCAAGCCGGGUGAGGGGUUACCCACAAUCACACCUACCGAAGGUAAAUCAGAGUCACCCAAACCAACACACAAGCCAACCGAGCCAAGUAAACCAACUCCCGAACCAACAGAAGCUCCAUCUCAAGAAACCUCCGCACCCGACACAGAAGCGCCGCCAACAGAAGGACCACCGCCCACCACAGAACCACUACCUGAAACCCCGCCCCAACCUCAACCCCAACCCCAACCUCUACCCACACCUCAACCUCCUGAAACCCAACCCCAAUUUCCUGAACCCCCAUCUCAAUCUCCUGAAACCCCACCCCAAUCUCAACCUCCUCAACAACUACCCCAAUCUCAACCCCCCCAAGACCCUUCCUCAGGGGGAGGCAAUACAAUGGGAGGAACCACGGGCAAUGCGGAGGGAGCAGUCAAAUUCCCACAUCAUCAUCAUCAUCACCGCCACCACCACCGACAUCUCAAGAAAAUGCACAAGCAUCAUCAUAAGCAUCAUCAUAAGCAUCAUCAUUCCAAACAUUAUAAGAAACACUCACACAAGAAAAUGCAUUGA
Messenger RNA from Paramuricea clavata, 875 nucleotides. The record is from the annotation of a GenBank genome assembly. Lineage: Eukaryota; Metazoa; Cnidaria; Anthozoa; Malacalcyonacea; Plexauridae.